Leptopilina boulardi is the source of this 1899-nucleotide messenger RNA. RefSeq names its product short coiled-coil protein B. Gene Ontology annotation, cellular component: trans-Golgi network. The transcript is spliced from 4 exons. NCBI's taxonomy places the organism in Eukaryota, Metazoa, Arthropoda, Insecta, Hymenoptera, Figitidae. The coding region runs from base 281 to 703 and encodes 140 amino acids. The record is from RefSeq and is a predicted model, not a curated record.
AGGGCGAAGUGUCGAUAAAAAUGACAAAUGGCGGAUAAUACACACAAGACUGUUUAUGUCAAAAAAGAAAAUUGUGUUUUUAUUCAGUUAUAAAUUAAUGUGUCAUUGUUAAUAAUUAAAAGGAUUUAAAUUCUUUCAAAAGAAGAAGAAUUUUGUGGUUUUUGAAUUUGGAAAUUUUGGAUUUUUAAUCUUAAGUGUGAAUUUUUUGUGGAAGUAUAAAUUAUUUCAAGAAUUAUUUUUCUCAUAUAUUGUACUUAUUGACACAAGGUGAGGCUCCAGGAUGUCUACGUCGAUGUUGUCUAGUGCUAAAUUACAAGAUGACAUGAACAGCAUUCCACUUGCUGACGAUGAUCCACAAGUUAUUAUUCCAGAAGAGGAAAUUGAAAAUUCAAAUAGAUCAAAUAUUUUAAAUCACGGUCGUAGUAUGGAUUCUAUUCCAUCGACAUUUACUAAUGGAAGCUGUAGUCCAAGCAGCUUAGAUCCUGAUAUUAGUCCAGAUGAACAGGAAGAGAAAACAAGACUUAUAUCACAAGUUUUGGAGCUUCAAAAUACAUUAGACGAUUUAUCGCAAAGGGUAGAUAGUGUAAAAGAAGAGAAUUUAAAAUUGAGAAGUGAAAAUCAAGUUCUUGGACAGUAUAUAGAAAAUCUGAUGUCAGCAUCUAGCGUUUUUCAAUCAACAAGUCCUAAGACUAAAAAAAAGUAAGAUUCAUAUUUAAAAACAAAAAUAAUAAUCUUUUAAAUUAAUAACGGGACGAGAGCCGAAAUUAUUACCAUGAGUGCAUUCUAUUCCAUUUCAAAGUAUGUACAAGCUGGCAUCUCCAAAAAAAAAAUGGGACUUUAUCUUUACGCAAUUUCCUAAUGCCAAAGAUGCUUUUCAUAAAUAUAUAUAUAUUUAUUUUCUAGAAAUUAGUAUAAUUCAAGCGCAAUUGUUAUUACUUAUAAGAAUUAUUUAUUUCAUUUUUAAUUUAUUUCUAGCGCUUUUGACAAAUUUUUAUUUUAAAAUUAAAUAAUUAAAUAUUUUAUAGAUUUUAGUUUUUUUUUAAUUAAUGGAAUAUAAUUAAACAUUUUAUUCUAUUUUUAUCUAUUAAUUGAAUCAUGAAACAAAAAUAAUUUUUUUAAUUUUUAAAGAAGUUUUAAUGUUAAUUUUUAAUUUUACAAAUCUAGACUUAAAAUUAUGUGUGUUCAAUUUAUAUUAGUCCUCAAAACAAUUUGUUCUGAAUUGAGAAAAAAAUUAUCAUUGGCAGAAUUCUAAUAAAACUUACUGAAUUAAAGAGAAAUAUUUUAAAAUUGAAAUUUUUAUUAUAUUACAAUAUUUAAGAAAAAAUUGUUUACAAUAAUUUGAAUUUUUUAAUAUUACUAUAUAUAUGAAAUUUAUUCACUUUAGAAAAUAAAAAAUUGUUAACACAUGAGGAUUUCCCUUGAGAAUAUUUCAAUUUGUUUUGUGAAAAUGAUUAGCUUUGAGUGUGCAUUUAAAUGCUUUUAAAUAAUAUAUUACGCAACAAGAAAUUAUUUAGUUUAAAAUUGACAAAUAGGAGCCAAUUUGUUUUUUAUGUUUCAAAAAUAUAAUUAUAUAAAUAAAUAUAUAAAAUAGAAAAAAAUCUUUUAACAGCUUUGCAUUGUUCAAAAAAAAAAACACGGAUAAAAUAUUAAUAUUGUGAAUGUACAGAAAAAAAUAGAAAUAUUUACAUAAACAUGAAUUUUAAAUAAGAUUAUUAAAAAAAAAAUUUCAUUCCACUAUGUAGAUUAUGUAAUUAUCGACGAAAGAAUAUUUAAUUAUAAGCUUAUAAAAAAGAAAAAAAAAAUCUAUGCUCCUGAGCACAAGCAAACUAUGCACAAUCUUUAAAUUGUUUCAUUUGGUAAUUGACACAGGGUCAUAAUAAAUCAUUUAUAAAAGGCAAA